Messenger RNA from Caenorhabditis briggsae, 522 nucleotides. The record is from RefSeq and is a predicted model, not a curated record. Bases 1 to 522 code for a protein of 173 amino acids. The transcript is spliced from 5 exons. Lineage: Eukaryota; Metazoa; Nematoda; Chromadorea; Rhabditida; Rhabditidae.
AUGGAGCAGUUGGAAAUCAAACAACAUGAGUGUCUGGCACUGGAUAAAAAUAUCAGAUUGCGAAGCUCCGACGCGUGUAGCCGUCAGAAAUGGGAUCAGAAGCUAGAGUUGAAUGCUCUUCAUAUGAGAAGAGCAGAAGUGGCUCGUGACUGUGUUCAGAAGAAUCAUCAAGAUGCAAUGCUAGCUGAAUCCACGCUGGAUGAGGAAACGAGAAAAACCUGUACUUCUCUUCAUGACAAAUUUCAAUUUGCCAAAGGGUUCACAUCUGAAGAAUCAACAACGUCUUCUGGAAGUCGAAAAAAGAGAUCGAUUAAAAGAAACAAGAGAGAUGCUAAAAAGAGUUCGAAUUCAAAAGCAACAGAGUGCAGAAAUGCUGCCAAGUUGUGGCAUAAACAAUGCUCAGCACUUGCCAAAUGUUGUCCAUUGGUAGAGGACUGCAAACAAUCAACCACCGAAAUCAUGGAUCAAAUCUACGAGGGUCGUCAUAAGCUUCACGACAUGCACGUCAAUAAUUGUAUCUGA